GAAGGCAAAGUGCGAACGGUGGUGUAAGUUGUGAUAGUGUAGUCACAUUCAGUAUGUAUUUAUAGUUUUAAAACAGUGUACAAAAUGGUAUUAAAAUAUAUACUUGGUGUUACCAUACUUUGCAUUCAAACUUUGCACGCUACGAACACCUGUAAAUUGGAAGUUAACAUCGGUUGUAAAUAUACAAUUAUUUGUGAAAACUACGCCGGCAGCGCACCAAAUCCUUCUUGUGAAGAUCCCUACGUCACUUUUAUCAUUCAAAAUACAUUUAUCAACGGUCUAACAGCUGGUUUCUUUGGAUCCACUAACUUCGACUCAAGAGUGAGAGAAAUAAAAGCGGUCGGGAAUAAAUGGAUAUAUUUAGAAGAAUCAUGCCUAAGGUAUUACACCAAGACUCUGUCAUUGGACCUGUCUUACAACAAUGUGAAGUACGUAAAGAAUUUGACGUUCAAAAGCCUGGUGAAUUUACAACACUUGAAUCUAUCACACAACGCAAUUGAAGAUAUACUUCCGUACUCAUUGAUUCAAUACGAGAGUAGACAGACUGAACUGAGGGACAUUGAUCUAUCAUAUAACAAUAUUCGUACCAUUUCCAAUGAGGCUUUCCAAUACAUGAACAAUUUAAAAGAACUAUAUUUAGAUCACAAUGAAAUUGAAGUCUUAGGUGAUGAUAUAUUUGCGAGUUUGAGGAAUCUUUCCAUACUCUAUUUACAAUUUAAUAAGAUAUCCACGUUAUCUAUGUCACUUAUAAAUUUAUUGUCUUUAGAGUAUUUGGAUUUAUCGUACAAUAAUAUAAUCAAAGUCAAUGGUUUUGAACUUAAUAGAUUACAAAAACUUAUAAAAUUUAACAUGUCUUACAAUAGUCUGGAAAGUAUAGAAUCCAAUUGUUUCUCUCAAGCUCUUAAUCUUAAUUCAGUGGACUUGAGUAAUAAUAAAAUUAGAUCUGACUUGGAAAACGUCAUGUUCCUUAAUAAUGUUAAAUUGCAAUAUCUCAAUUUCGAGAAUAAUAAUAUAACAAAAAUGCAAGAUGAUGUAUUCAAACAUACUAAUCUUAGCUAUGUUAAUUUGAAAGGUAAUAAUGUAAGCAUUUCAAUUACAAAAUCUACCUUUGCUGGUUUGGUAAACGUUACAGAAUUGAAUUUUUACAACCAAAGUAUAACGAGCUUGGAAGAAAAUGCAUUCUCUUCUAUGACGUCUCUGUUACAUUUAAAUUUAAGUGUGAAUAGAAUCAAUUCUAUAGACAAUUCAAGUUUUUCUAUAAACAACAAAUUACUGACUUUAGAUCUAUCUUACAACAAUAUAUCCCAGAUAGAUUUCUUACGAUAUUCAUUGCAAAAUUUAACCGAUUUGUUUUUAAACAAUAACAAACUAACUAUUCUAGCCAGUGGCCUAUUUUCAAAGCAAGUGAUAUUGAAAAGGUUGGACGUUACUAUGAAUAACAUUGUUUUUAUAGAGCCAUCAUCACUUCCGUUAAAGAAUUUGCAAUAUUUAAACAUUUCUGGGAAUUCAUUGAAGGGACCAGUAAAGAAAGACACAUUCAGUCCUGCUCAAUAUCUAAGAUUUUUGGACAUAUCUAAUUUUAAUUUGACUAAAAUAGAAAAGCAAGCAUUUGUUCAAAUGCCUGUCGUGACACGAAUAAAUAUAUCCCAUAAUGCAAUAAGUGACAUAGAUCCUGAUAAUUUUAAUGGAACAAAUAAUUUAUAUAGCUUGGACAUAUCUUACAAUAAUUUAACUAAUUUCGACGUGAAGAGUAACAGUUUGUGGUCUCUUAAAGCUGUUUAUUUGAAUAACAAUAAACUUAGAUAUCUUCCGAGUGUUAAUUUAUCCGAUAUUUUAUAUUUUGAUCUUUCUAAUAACUUUAUUUCUAAUAUAUCAGUGCCGAUUAUUCAAACGUACCGCAACCUAAAGUCUCUACACUUGUCGAAUAAUAUGAUAAAAAGUUUCAAUAAUGAAUUUACAAAUUCUUUAACAGAUUUGUACAAUUUAAAAUUAUCAUCCAACGAUAUAUCUUCAGUAAACCUCAGUUAUUUCAAACAAUUGAUUAGUUUAGAUAUCAGUAAUAAUUCUAUAUCUUCAUUCAACAGUAUCUUUUUCUCGGAAUUAGAUUAUUUACAAUCAUUGGAUGUAAGCAAUAAUAAAAUUUCCUCCUUGCCACCGGGCAUAUUUAAAAAUUUGAAAAUUCUCAAACUGUUAAACAUGUCGGCAAAUAGUUUAAGCAACAUUCGUUACGGAAGUCUCAAUGGACUGCAUAGGACUGAACUUCUUGAUUUGUCCAAAAAUAACAUAACUGAGUUGGACGAGCACGUUUUUCACGAAUGUACGGAAUUGCGAAAAAUAAUACUAGAUUAUAACCAUAUCAGUAAGCUAGAUAUGGAACAGCUAAUUUCUGUAACGCCUAAAUUGAAAUCAAUCAGUAUAGGAGGAAAUCCUAUUGCCUGUAAGGAGAUAGUGAGGCAUAUAAAAAACGCAAACAAAACAAUAUGGCAGGUGGAAGUCACAUCAAUUGACAAAAUAUUCCAUGAAGAUAAUGUUCAUGGUAUACGAUGUGGCGAUAUUGACAAUGAAUCUAAAUCAGCGCCGAAAGCAGAUAUAGUUAGUUCAUCUGACUCAUCUUCGACUGCUCUUUUAAUCUCGUGUUCAGUACUUACUCUAUUAGUAUGUGCUGGUGUGGGAUUAUAUUGUUAUAAACAACAUCGUACUUCAUCUCGAUCGUUUGGUGAAUCAAGAUUGCAGAUGCGACAGUCUCUGGAUAUAAGUGGCUCAGAUUUUCAAAGUGAUCUAUUGAGUUAGUUGUUUGUGGUAUUAAUUUAAAGAAUUGUAAGAAUGAUGAAUUUAAAUUAGGGGCUGAUAUUGUAGACUGAAAAAUAAGGAUUAUGUCAAAUUUUAAUUUAAUUUUCGUACUAGUUUCCUGUUUGACUAAUCCAAAUAAAUCAUUGCAUUGUAAAAAAUAUACCAUGCAUC
Colias croceus (clouded yellow) is the source of this 2961-nucleotide messenger RNA. RefSeq names its product insulin-like growth factor-binding protein complex acid labile subunit. Gene Ontology annotation, molecular function: protein binding. The coding region runs from base 85 to 2790 and encodes 901 amino acids. Lineage: Eukaryota; Metazoa; Arthropoda; Insecta; Lepidoptera; Pieridae. The transcript is spliced from 2 exons. The record is from RefSeq and is a predicted model, not a curated record.